CCACCACGCGGAUUUCCAUGGAAACCACGAAACUUUAAACCUUCCGCAGCUCUCAGCAGUGUUAUAAAUUUUGACAAGGAAAUUUUUCUGUGCAAAAUAAUCGCCAUAGAAACAAUUUAUAUAAAACGGUAACCUUGGCAACUUGAGAAAGAUGCCCAUAUCAAAAAACUCGACCUCGGCUGGUGGGUCCUCCUCCUCAGCGCCACCCCCACCGAUCAACAAUCCGAAUUUCUACACGAUGGAGGUGGGAGAUACGAGGUUUACGAUUUUAAGACGUUAUCAAAAUUUGAAACCAAUUGGGUCAGGGGCCCAGGGGAUCGUUUGCUCCGCCUACGACACGCACACCGCCCAAAACGUGGCUAUAAAAAAACUCUCACGCCCCUUUCAAAACGUGACGCAUGCCAAGCGCGCAUACCGCGAAUUUAAAUUGAUGAAAUUAGUUUGUCAUAAAAAUAUAAUCGGCCUGCUGAACGCCUUCACCCCCCAAAAAACCCUUGAAGAAUUCUCCGACGUCUAUCUCGUGAUGGAGCUGAUGGACGCGAACCUGGGUCAAGUGAUCAACAUGGAUUUGGAUCACGAGCGGAUGAGUUAUUUACUUUAUCAAAUGCUCUGCGGGAUUAAACAUUUGCACUCCGCGGGGAUCAUCCAUCGAGAUUUGAAACCGAGCAAUAUCGUUGUGAAAUCGGAUUGUACGCUGAAAAUUUUGGAUUUCGGACUGGCAAGGACCGCGGGGACGACUUUUAUGAUGACUCCUUAUGUCGUGACGCGGUAUUAUCGGGCUCCCGAGGUCAUCCUCGGAAUGGGCUAUAAAGAAAACGUGGACAUUUGGUCCGUGGGCUGUAUAAUGGGUGAAAUGAUCCGUGGCUCCGUAUUAUUCCCCGGGACGGACCACAUUGAUCAAUGGAAUAAAAUCAUAGAGCAGCUCGGAACGCCGCAAAUCGAUUUCAUGCGCCGACUCCAACCAACUGUUCGAAACUAUGUUGAAAACAGACCGAGACAUUCUGGAUACUCUUUCGAACGUUUAUUCCCUGACGUUCUCUUUCCCAGCGAUUCCAGCGAACAUUCCAGAUUGAAAGCAUCACAAGCCCGUGAUUUACUCUCGAGAAUGCUGGUGAUCGAUCCCGAACGUAGGAUUUCCGUGGAUGAAGCGCUAUUACAUUCGUACAUCAACGUUUGGUAUGACGAGUCGGAAGUCAAUGCGCCCUCCCCCGGUCCGUAUGACCACAACGUAGACGAGCGAGAGCACACGGUCGAUCAAUGGAAGGAUUUAAUUUACUCUGAAGUUAUCGAGUACGAACUCUCACAUUCCGUCGCCAACACGCCCUCCGCCGCCGCCACCGCAGCCGCGGCAGCCAGCGCCAAUAAUUCCGUUACCACGACGACGAGCAAUUAAUUUUUUAAAAUUUAAUUUAUAAAAUUUUUUUUACUAGUCUUUUGAAGUCAAUUUAUAAAAAAAUAUAUUAUAAAUAGAUUUUUUUUUAAAAUAGGAAUAGGAACCAAUUAUGGCACACACAUUUAAUUUCCAUGGCAACUUUUUUUUAAAAGUAACGAAAUUAUCUAGGAUAUAGAUGAUUUUCUUUGUAAUAAAAAUGCGGGUCUACACCACGCACGUCGGGCUCGUCGAAGUCGUAAUCGAAA
Molecule: messenger RNA, 1638 nt
Organism: Folsomia candida
Lineage: Eukaryota; Metazoa; Arthropoda; Collembola; Entomobryomorpha; Isotomidae
Gene: bsk
Product: stress-activated protein kinase JNK
Exons: 7
Coding region: 152-1393 (413 amino acids)
Biological process (GO): JNK cascade; protein phosphorylation
Cellular component (GO): cytoplasm; nucleus
Molecular function (GO): ATP binding; JUN kinase activity
Source: RefSeq, a predicted model, not a curated record